Messenger RNA from Aphis gossypii (cotton aphid), 906 nucleotides. RefSeq names its product zinc finger MYM-type protein 1-like. Bases 1 to 906 code for a protein of 301 amino acids. The record is from RefSeq and is a predicted model, not a curated record. Gene Ontology annotation, molecular function: protein dimerization activity. The transcript has 4 exons. NCBI's taxonomy places the organism in Eukaryota, Metazoa, Arthropoda, Insecta, Hemiptera, Aphididae.
AUGACAGAGCAUGCGAUAGAUGUGUACGCAAGCUAUACGACCCUUGUUAUUGCUGUAAAAAAACCAAUUACUCCAAGACCACCUCCACUAGCAGCCGCUAACCCGGAGUAUGCUCAUUCUGUUGUGCUUCAUCAACGUCUCUUGAACAUGAUGAAAACCCCAACAUUUGUAUUUCAUCUAUUUAUAUUCCAUGAAGUAUUGAAAAUAAUAAAUAUACUGAGUAAGCAGUUGCAGCAAAAAAAUACUAAUUUGAGCAAUGCUACAAAUACCAUAAAUGGAGUGAUAAAAACAUUUGAAGAAAUGAGAAAUAAUGAUCACUUUUCUGGAAUUUGGGAUAAAAUUUCAAAUUUUGCAUAUAAAAAUGAUAUUUCACUUGAUAUUCCAAAAAUCAACACUUCAAUUUUAGAAUCAAAAAGACAGCGUACUGAACCUUAUCAUUUAAGAGACUUUAAUGUUACUGUUGUUACUGGUGCAGAACAACAGCUACCAAUUCAAUGUACAGAAACCGUAGACAAACAAAUUCAAAACUAUUGGCGUAAUCAUUUUUACAACCCUAUUGUUGAUACCAUUUUAAGUCAUUUAAAAUUAAGAUUUUCCGAAGAAUCGCAAGAAUUAGCCCAAGAUUUGUUUUCAAUAAACCUGGAGUGUUUAAAGUCGGAAAUGACAGUUGCUAGAAAUUGUGCAAUUCAACUUAGUAACAAAUUUGGCUUAAAAGAGUUAAAACAGGUAAUCAGUAAGACUGUUUAUCCAAAUCUGUUCAAGCUACUUCAAGUUGCCUUAGUUUUGCCGAUAUCAUCUGCUUCUUGUGAAAGAAGCUUUUCUGCAAUGAGAAGAAUAAAAUCUUGGACACGUACCACGAUGGGUCAGGAAAGACUAUCCUAUCUAACUUAUCUGACUUAUCGAUAA